CAGCGUCCUCGCGCUGCUCACGGGCGGUGCCUUGGGGACUGAUGCACGCCUGAACGCCUUCGACGUGGCUGUGGUUCUCGCGUUUGCCUACUGCACCCGCUGGCAGACUCCGUGGGCCGGGGCUGCCGGUUUGGCAACAGCGGCAACGAUGUACUUGUCUCCAUCGAUGCCAUUCUGGUUUCGCGCUCUGCUCUUCGGGCCGGGAGCUGAGAACCCGAGUCAGCACGCCAUGCAGUUUCAGCCGUACAUGCACAGUGCGCCUGGGCCACAGGCAGGCUUCGCGCAGCACGCCCCUUGGGUACAGCAGGGGUACCCGGUGUAUGCGUGGCAGCAGAACCCGUAUGCCACCAUGCAGUGGCAGCCGCUGGGCUAUGCUGCAGGCUUCCGAGAUGAUUUGCACGGCCGCUAUCCGCGUCAGUGGCCGGGACACUGGAAGUGGGAGUGA
Messenger RNA from Prorocentrum cordatum, 445 nucleotides. Lineage: Eukaryota; Dinophyceae; Prorocentrales; Prorocentraceae. The record is from the annotation of a GenBank genome assembly.